Molecule: messenger RNA, 915 nt
Organism: Ceraceosorus bombacis
Lineage: Eukaryota; Fungi; Basidiomycota; Exobasidiomycetes; Ceraceosorales; Ceraceosoraceae
Source: the annotation of a GenBank genome assembly
AUGACAACAGCCUGGCAAGCAUUUGCAGCGACAAAGAAUGCUAAGCGGCCUGCAACGGAGGACGACCGGAUGACCGCAAUCUCCUGGGCUACCAAAGCCCUUGAAGAGGAAGUCAAAGGUCUGACAACAGUGCCGCCGGUGCUGCAUUGGGGUCUGAUCCACACCAAGCAGCUCAAACAGGACAUCAUUGGUCCUCUGCUGUGGAGAAGUCUCAAUGCAGCUACUGUGCUUACUGCAGACAUCAUGGAUCAAGUUUGGCUGCUUGCACCAUGUGAACCCUGAGCUCGUUGUUCAAUUGGGUAUGGCAGACAUCCUGCCAUGAUGAGGUGGUUGUUUGUCCCUCUUCAAAUGGGAUGGUCAGUUUUGGAAGGUCAAAAGUGACAGAGGCCAAGUGUUGCUCCUCCAAAGUGGACAGAAAGUUGGUGAGCAGGGUGCGACCCUCUCCUUUCUCAUCUUGGCAAGCUCUCUCUGCUCCAGAGACACGACUGGAACAGCCAAAGUAAAUUGUUGGAUCUACCAAUCAGAGUGUCAUGGAGGAAAAAAGGUGCCAAGGCCAAGGUGGGAAAUUGGGAAGCAAAGAGCAGGUGAGCAUCAUCUGGUGGGCAGUAGUGAGCUUGACCAAAUAUUCCUCCAGGGGAUCUGUGUAGAGCACGCAUACGUGUACUUAGCAGUGGUGCAUUUGGACCAACUGCGCGCAACCCUCAAGGGAUUGACAGCUGGGAUCCUCCCAGGGCUUUAAAAGGAGCACAGGACUGUGACGAGGGAGGCUGGACUACCAUCUUUGGGUUAUCGAGGGCAUGUGAUGCAGGGAACGGCAGCAACGGGGUAUAUCUCAGGUCAUCACACGGUGAGUGGAGAACAGAUUCUCCUUACUGAGUGCUAGCUAAUGUUUGGGUUUUUACAGGAUCCACAUGA